AUGAGCAUUUCGUCAGAGCACGUAUCCCGUGUGCGGCAGCUUUACAAGCUGAUAUUCCGCGUGCACCGCGCGCUGCCCGCGGAGCUCCGGGUCAUGGGGGACAACUACGCGAGGGACGAGUUCAAGAGGCACAAACAGUGUGGUCCGGAGGAGGCGAGGAUAUUUCUCAAUGAGUGGACGGACUACGCCAUAAACCUGGCAAAGCAGAUGAAACCGCUGCAGCAAGCGAAGAGGAAAGAAGUCGGCAGAUACCUGGACCCGAAGCUGCUCGACCACAUGAGUGACGAACAGCUGUGCCAGCUCUAUGAGUUGCACAAAGCAGCAUCGGCAGCGGAGGACGGUGGAAGUAAGGAAAAGUAGUUUCAAUGCACUCUU
Cydia amplana is the source of this 375-nucleotide messenger RNA. RefSeq names its product succinate dehydrogenase assembly factor 3, mitochondrial (gene Sdhaf3). The record is from RefSeq and is a predicted model, not a curated record. Gene Ontology annotation, cellular component: mitochondrion; mitochondrial intermembrane space. The coding region runs from base 1 to 360 and encodes 119 amino acids. Gene Ontology annotation, biological process: succinate metabolic process; mitochondrial respiratory chain complex II assembly. Lineage: Eukaryota; Metazoa; Arthropoda; Insecta; Lepidoptera; Tortricidae. The transcript is spliced from 3 exons.